AUUGUGUCUGACGGUCUGAGCUUUCGCAGUUUUGUGGGAUCUGUUCGUUGAUUUUGUAUUCAUUAGCAUUACAAUAAAGUACAGUAUUUAGUUUGUAAAAAUUGGAAAAAAUAUUUUCACUAUGAAAUUUUAAUUCGCUUGAUUUUAUUUUGAACAAUGGAAAAUAAACAAACUUUUAUGUAUACAGAAUAUUUAUCUUUUCAAAUUCGAAUACAACAUGGGUGUUCAAAUCAUGGCUGAAUUGUCAAUUGUCUUGAAGGUUAUGGAUAGUCAGAAAAGCAAACCUUCCACAACGGGUACAAGGCUUUUAUGGUAUUAACAGAACGGUAAAUAUUAGUUUGGAAGUUUUACAGAAUACAGUACAUCUCAUGUUACAGCAAAGAUGACACAUGUUACUAGAAAAUGGGAAUUGUUUCCUGGAAGGAACAAGUUUUGCUGUGAUGGAAGAAUUAUGAUGGCUCCUCAAACUAGUGUAUUUUUUGUGACAGUUGGACUUAUAGUUGGAACAUGUUCACUGUUUUUCAUUUUCGAUUGUCCUUUCCUGGCCAUGCGCAUUACUCCUGCUAUCCCUGCAGUGGGUGCACUGCUGUUUGUGUUUGUCAUGUCGGCACUCCUGCGCACGAGUUUCAGUGAUCCAGGCGUCAUCCCUCGAGCAACACCUGAUGAAGCCGCUUACAUCGAGAAACAAAUCGAAGUGUCUAACAGUGCCAACUCACCGACGUUCCGGCCUCCACCUCGUACUAAGGAAAUCCUGGUUAAGGGGCAGACCGUCAAGCUCAAGUACUGCUUCACGUGCAAGAUCUUCAGACCACCACGUGCCUCACACUGCAGCCUCUGUGACAACUGCGUUGAGAGGUUUGACCACCAUUGUCCGUGGGUGGGGAACUGUGUCGGUAAACGAAACUAUCGAUACUUUUAUAUGUUCAUCGUAUCUCUAGCGUUCCUAUGUGUCUUCAUCCUCGGAUGUUCUCUCACACACCUAAUACUUUUAACGAAAGAUGACCGACUCUUCUUUGAUGCUGUGAAGGAAUCACCAUCGAGUGUGAUCGUUGUCGUUGUGUGUUUCUUCAGCGUUUGGAGUGUCUUGGGGUUGGCUGGAUUUCACACGUAUCUCACCACCUCCAACCAGACUACCAACGAAGAUAUAAAAGGAGCUUUCGCGUCGAAGCGAGGUCAGGCCAGUUUCAAUCCGUACAGUUACGGGAAUGUCUGCUCCAACUGCUGUCACGUCUUAUGUGCUCCCUCCCCUCCCAGCCUCAUCGACCGCAGGGGCCUGGUGACCACCGAGUUCCUAGGAGAGGCCGACACAAGACCAGGUGCGGUCAUUGUCAACAGUCGGACGUACGGCUCUCUGCCACAGGUCAUUCAGAAUGGUGUGACUGUGGGGGAGGGUAGUCCAGAGGCGGGCAGUCCGACCACACCUCCCACCACUCCUCCUGCCCCCACCAACUUACCUGCUGUCUGCAGUGCUGUGGCACCAUCUAUCAAUGGUAGUGACAGCAGCAGUGAGGUGCCAGGGAUCUAUGAGAGUGUUGUUGGCGAUUGUGGGGCAGUAGUGGACCAGGAUCCACCCAAGGUCGACCUGUCUGAGCUAGACUUGUACCUGGACGAUGUGGUGGUCUCUGUCGGCCUGGAACCUGAUACAACCUCGCUAGUACCUCUGUCGGCCAGUAGACUGCGGUUACUGCAGGACACCACCAUGAUAGAGUCUGCCCUUGACCUUGAUUCCCUGGAGGAGUCUACAUCCUCUGUCGGAGCCGGUAGUCAGGCAGGACUCAUCAAGAAGAAGGACACGUUUUGAUUCUGCAGUUACGAACACAUUUAGGACAGAAUGCUGCUCACCAAACUUCUCAUACUACUGUCUAAUUAUCCGUUUGUGAUAUCACAACACAAGUUUAUUCUUUUGUACUUUCCUGUAAUGAUGCUAUAGUAAGUACUGGCAGUUGAGUUAAUUUAUCAUAGUUUGUUUUAUGUGGUACAUUUUAUAAAUACAGUGUUAAUGAUAUUUUUUCACAUUGAGCUAUUUAGCAUUGUAUGCUAGCCAAAGUCUACUAGUUUUAAAACAAAACUUUACUAGAUAAAAAUUUAUAUGGAUUUAAUAUUAAUUUCACUAGACAAAAGUAGAACAUUUCUAUGUUAUCAAUUAAUUAAUUCAAAUAAUGAUCUUACUUAAGAAAUGUCAGCUUCAUCAAUACACACCCACCUAAUUUGAAUUUUAAAACUGGACAAGCUAUCAAUCAAAAAGUUUAAUGCAAAUAAAUAAAGUAACAACAGUAAAUUUUAGUACAUCACAAGUCAUUAUCUCAGACAGUUAAUUUAUCAAUUAUAUUCUGGAAAUGAUAUUGCUAAUUUUUGUUCAAUAAGAGACUGAAGCCGAGGUCUAUGACUGGGCCAUUAGAGACAAUACCAAUUUACAACAUUGUGUGAUUAGAGAAGGUAAAAUAGAUGUUUAGAACGAUUAUUUCUGAGAAUGAUUCAGUUUGGCCAACUUGACUACCAUAAAUCUCAUGCUUAAGAAAACUGCAAUAAAUAAUAAUUGUUCUCUAUGUUUUGUUAAAUUAAAGUGUUUGGUAUUUCUAUAUUUACUAUAAAUACACAACUGCAUUCUAAUCAGGAAAGAUUAACAAAAAUUAAAUAACCGCACUGUUAAAAUAUUUUAUUGGUCUCGCAUUACUUUUAGUUUUGUCAGCCAAUACACUAACUUUUUUCUAUUGUUAUGUAUUGUUGAGCUGUGUUUGUCACAGACUUAUGAUUGUUAAAAAAAGUUUAGUUUUUGUCUGGGAUGUUAAAAUUAAACAUCUGUUUAUUGAUCUCUAUUGUGGACAUUCUGAACAGGUAAGAUUAUCAUAUUUGUUAUAGAUUUCUUAUACAUCUCAAAGUCUAAUAAAGUACAAGGGUUAUUCCGGGACUGAUUUAAAAAAGCAAAUUUAUUUGAUAAAGUUACAUUAGAUUUUGUCUCUGCCAAAGUGCUUUCUUAAGGAGGUUUUUCCAAUGUUGCCUCACUAUUAGGAAGAUCCUUUGAGUUCAUCUGUUAUGUUAUGCUGUUCAGCUUCAAUGGUUUUUCUUUAAUUUUGCCAUCAGAGAUAAAUCUACACCCUGUCAAGGGCUCAUGAAUGCACAGAUUCAAUUCUGCGGAACAAACUUUCCUUUAGACUUGAGUUCAUUGGAAUAUUGCCAUUAUUA
Homalodisca vitripennis (glassy-winged sharpshooter) is the source of this 3183-nucleotide messenger RNA. RefSeq names its product palmitoyltransferase ZDHHC9-like. The record is from RefSeq and is a predicted model, not a curated record. The transcript is spliced from 10 exons. The coding region runs from base 383 to 1801 and encodes 472 amino acids. Gene Ontology annotation, molecular function: protein-cysteine S-palmitoyltransferase activity. Gene Ontology annotation, biological process: peptidyl-L-cysteine S-palmitoylation; protein targeting to membrane. Lineage: Eukaryota; Metazoa; Arthropoda; Insecta; Hemiptera; Cicadellidae. Gene Ontology annotation, cellular component: endoplasmic reticulum; Golgi apparatus.